CUUUCUAUUAUUACUUUCUUCAUCCCCACGGUGUCUUUGCGGAUAUUGUUCGAUACUAUUACGAUAUUUUUCAUUUUUAGUUUUUACCAAUCCUUCUUCCUUUCGCGUGUGAUCAUUAACUCGAGGUGAAUCCUCCUAUAUCUGGUUAGUAUCACACGCGGAAUAAUCAAAGAUCGCAUUCGAUAAUGUGUAGAGAUUUAAGAGUGGUGUUUUUGGAAGAAGAAGGCCAAGAAAUUUGGUAAAAGACAGCUACUGCUUUCCGUAUCUUUGUUGUUUGUGUCCAAACAGGCUUUUUAAUCACAACCUAUCGUAUUAUCCGUUUCCUUUUUUUUUCCAAGAGCUAAUUGAUCUGGGGGAAUAUUAAACAAUUUGACCAUUGUGUGUGGUUUCUCUCAAUAUAUUCUUUUAAAAAUAUUGCAAAAGAACGUGUUGAGCUGUUACCACUUUCUUGUCUUGUCUCUCUCUCUCUCCUCGUCUUUUAAACUUCCUCAUUUUUCUUUGAAACCUGUGAAUCGAGUCUUUCAGGAAAGAAAUAAGUUAUUUUUUUCUUCUCUUCACAGUAAUACACGUGUCACUGCUUUGAUCUUAUUGCUGUCAAUGAGAUCCGAUUUGUAGCUCUUUUGACAUCCCUUUUUUCCCAUAUCUCUCUCUAAAAUGGCACCAAAGUUCGAAUGGUGGGCGAAAGGAAACAACCGCAAAGGUACUCCGGUGGUGGUCAAAAUGGAGAACCCUAACAACUGGUCAAUGGUGGAGCUCGAAUCACCGUCCGAGCAAGAUUUUCUCGUGGAAGGCCGCCGUGAGAAAUCUCGCAACAAGAACGCGAGACAGCUCACUUGGGUUCUCCUCCUCAAAGCCCACCGCGCCGCAGGCUGUCUCACCUCCCUCGGCUCAGCAUUAAUCGCUCUCGGAACCGCCGUGCGCCGUCGUAUCGCUGCUGGCCGUACAGACACUGAUAUCUCGUCUUCGUCCUCUCCGGCCAUUGCCAAAUCGAAACCGAGGUUCUUGUAUUCGUGCUUGAAAGUGUUUCUUCUGCUUUCGCUAAUGCUUCUAGCUUUCGAAACGGCUGCGUAUUUCAAAGGAUCGCAUUUCGAAACACCCAAGCUUCAGUUGCCUUAUGGUUUCUUCGAUUGGGUUUACACUCACUGGGUCCUGCUCCGUGUUGGCUACCUUGCUCCUCCGCUUCAGUUUCUCGCUAACGCUUGCAUCGUCCUCUUCCUUAUCCAAAGCCUGGACCGGCUCAUCCUCUGCCUAGGCUGUUUCUGGAUCCGGUUCAAUAAAAUCAAACCGGUUCCCAAAACCGUAAUCUCCGAUUUAGAAACCGGAGAGAAUGGAUGCUUCCUUCCCAUGGUUCUUGUUCAGAUUCCCAUGUGUAACGAAAAAGAGGUUUAUCAGCAGUCUAUUGCGGCUGUGUGCAACUUAGACUGGCCAAAAACGAAGAUUCUGAUUCAAGUUCUCGAUGAUUCCGAUGAUCCCAUCACGCAGAGUUUGAUCAAAGAAGAGGUUCACAAAUGGCAGAAGGGAGGUGCGCGAAUAGUGUAUCGUCACCGUGUGAACAGAGAAGGCUACAAAGCUGGAAACCUCAAGUCUGCAAUGAACUGUAGCUACGUCAAAGACUACGAGUUCGUGGCCAUCUUCGAUGCUGAUUUUCAGCCUUUACCUGAUUUCCUCAAGAAGACGAUUCCUCACUUUAAGGACAACGAGGAGCUGGGACUGGUGCAGGCGAGAUGGUCGUUCGUGAACAAGGAAGAGAACUUGUUGACGAGGUUGCAGAACAUUAACUUGGCGUUUCACUUUGAGGUUGAGCAGCAAGUCAACAGCGUCUUCUUGAAUUUCUUUGGGUUCAAUGGGACAGCUGGCGUCUGGAGGAUCAAGGCUUUGGAAGAUUCUGGUGGUUGGCUCGAGAGAACUACCGUCGAGGAUAUGGACAUUGCUGUUCGUGCUCACCUCCAUGGCUGGAAGUUCAUUUUCCUUAACGAUGUUGAGUGCAUUUGCGAGUUACCUGAAUCGUAUGAAGCUUACAGAAAGCAACAACACCGAUGGCAUUCAGGACCUAUGCAACUAUUUCGCCUUUGUUUACCCGCUGUCAUUAAAUCAAAGAUAAGCAUUGGGAAGAAAUUUAAUUUGAUAUUCCUCUUCUUCCUCCUAAGGAAGCUCAUCUUGCCCUUCUACUCCUUCACACUCUUCUGUAUCAUCUUGCCAAUGACUAUGUUUGUCCCUGAGGCUGAGCUUCCUGCUUGGGUUGUCUGCUACAUACCUGCCACAAUGUCUUUCCUCAACAUCCUUCCCGCCCCGAAAUCGUUUCCCUUUAUUGUCCCCUACCUUCUCUUUGAGAACACAAUGUCUGUCACCAAGUUCAACGCCAUGGUCUCGGGUCUGUUUCAGCUGGGAAGUGCAUACGAAUGGGUUGUUACAAAGAAAUCAGGGAGGUCGUCAGAAGGAGAUCUGGCUGCUUUAGUCGAAAACGAAGGAGGAAAGAAAAUGAAACAUCAGAGAGGCGCCUCUGCACCAGCACCAGAAACAGAGGCUGAGAAGAAAGCUCAAAAGAAGAACAAUAAGAAGAAGAAGAAGCACAAUAGGAUCUAUAUGAAGGAGCUGUCACUAGCGUUUCUGUUAUUAACUGCAGCAACUCGAAGUCUCUUGUCGGCUCAAGGAAUCCAUUUUUACUUCCUCUUGUUUCAGGGAAUAUCCUUCUUACUGGUUGGUCUAGAUCUAAUUGGAGAGCAAGUUGAAUGACAGAGAAGAGAUUGACUGGGUCUUAAUAGUGCUUGUAGAGAAAACUUUGUAGAAGACAAGAACACAAUUUCAUCUGUAUCACAUCAUUGAACAUAGAUCAGCUCCACAGAGGAAGGGACAUGGUUAUAUUAACUGUUGGCAAUAUGUAAGCUUUAUCUCCUUUAAUUUUAAUGUCUCUUUUGGUUUGGCUACAGUUCUUUUAUUCUUUCUCGUUUGUGGACAAUUCUUUUGUAAGAAAUUUUGUUCAAGAAAGCAAAUCAUUUUAGAUAAAA
Molecule: messenger RNA, 3005 nt
Organism: Brassica napus (rape)
Lineage: Eukaryota; Viridiplantae; Streptophyta; Magnoliopsida; Brassicales; Brassicaceae
Product: probable xyloglucan glycosyltransferase 12
Exons: 4
Coding region: 655-2733 (692 amino acids)
Cellular component (GO): Golgi apparatus
Molecular function (GO): glycosyltransferase activity
Source: RefSeq, a predicted model, not a curated record